AACGCUAUCUUUUUUCCUCUAUAUAUAUAUAUAAGAGAGAGACAUAUCCGGGAACCGUGUGUGAAUUUACAAAGCAAGUCCGAAGUUUGGGAAACCGAAACAUAACAAACUGAUUUAAGAAAUUAAGAGUCUUGGGCCUUAUUUACUAUCCGGAGGAGGGUAUUGCGGAAAAGGGGGAUUAUCUGAAAUAAUUAAAUCUCUUAGAUUUAGAAAAUGGCAUUGGGAAAGAGAUGCAGCACUUCUUUGAGAUCCAAGCGCGGUGGUCUGAUUGCUGAGGAGGCUCUAGGGUUAGGGUUUCUGAGGUUUACGGGAGGAUUGGGAAGGAAGAGGGUUCUCGUUUCGAAUGAUUUAGAGGAUUCACCCAUUGAUUCUGCUCCCAGGACUCCUCCAAAGAAGCAGCGUGCUGAGAGAAUGGUUCUGGACGCUGAAAGGUCUUCUCUCGAAGCCUUGCCUCAGGACAUUCUGAUUAGGGUAUUGUGCGGUGUGAAUCAUGAGGAUUUGAAACAGCUUUUCCACGUAUCGAAAGUGAUCAGAGAAGCUACUCUAAUUGCAAAGCAAUCUCACUUUGCAUAUAGCACGCCAUCGAAGACUCGCGCUUUUCGCACGACAAUAGAUUUGGAGGAUUCAAAUGAGUUUGACGACAAAGAAGCUCCGAAUGCUCCCAAACUUGCCAGGCGUUGUAAGUCGCGGCUGAGCAAGAAGAAGCUUGCCGACAUAUCUGUGGCAUUGUUCUCUUCGAUGGACGAGGAGCAGUGGCCGAGGAAAUCGCUAUUUAUGGAAACAGAGAUAUGAUUGAUUCUCAGAAGGGUUUUGUAAAUACACUCGGUGUCUGUCAUUGUUGUAGAUUUGGUUCUUUAGAGCUUAGAAUGAUUGGCGAGAUUUGUUUAUCAGAUUUCGGGUGAUAUUGUUCAUGUAAAGAAAUCUUUGCAAGCCAGUUCUUCAAAAGCUUUCAUUGAAGAUGGGGUUUGGCUUGUUUUGUGUCUUUUAUUUUUUGUACACGUAUAACAGAAAGGAGACAGAAAGGAAGGAGACUUUUAGGAGAGGGAUUCCAGGAUUCUAGUUUGAAGGGCAAUGCCAGGCACCCUUCUAGUGUCAUAAAUUUGUGAGUGCAGAGUUCGAUUCUGCACGCUCAUUGAUUUUAAUAAAAUGAUGAAUGUUUCCACGCA
Messenger RNA from Carya illinoinensis, 1166 nucleotides. Its product is annotated as F-box protein SKIP27. Gene Ontology annotation, molecular function: protein binding. NCBI's taxonomy places the organism in Eukaryota, Viridiplantae, Streptophyta, Magnoliopsida, Fagales, Juglandaceae. The record is from RefSeq and is a predicted model, not a curated record. The coding region runs from base 214 to 792 and encodes 192 amino acids. The transcript has 4 exons.